This is a messenger RNA of Setaria italica (foxtail millet), 2910 nucleotides long. RefSeq names its product zinc finger CCCH domain-containing protein 43-like. The transcript has a single exon. The record is from RefSeq and is a predicted model, not a curated record. Lineage: Eukaryota; Viridiplantae; Streptophyta; Magnoliopsida; Poales; Poaceae. Bases 810 to 1565 code for a protein of 251 amino acids.
AUGGCGAGGAGGCCACACGGCCUUUCUUGCUGCUGCGGCCGCGAGCGCGGCAGCUGGACCGUCUGGGGGAGGCGCUGGAGCAUUUGCUGCAGCCGCCGCCGCCGCCGCUGCCACUGGAGAAUGGCCGGAUUGGUGGAGGGCUUCGGCUGCGGCAGCGGAGGCUCUAGGGCCUGAUUGGCUCGGUUGGCUUGGUCCAGAGGCCGGUGCCACCGGAGGAAUCGAAGAGGAAGUGCCCAUUGUGGCCAAUCCAAGUCGCCGUCGUGCUGGGAGAGGUGGUAUUGGUGCGAGAGCUGGCCGUGCAACAAGGCCACCGGAGCGUGCUGUGUCUACGGAUGUUGAUGUCGACCUCACUGAUUCCAGGUGAUAAAUGCUACUGUUUGUAAUACACAUUCCAUAAUGACUUGCUAAUGGAGAAUGCCUUGUGUUAGAAGAAGAUAGGUUGUUUUUGUAUGAAAUUGAUGAGCCAUUCAUGUUUGUGAUGCGUGUUUAUAACAUGUCAAAGCCAUACUGUCAAAACUGAGAAAAAGCCAUACUUCGGCUUAUAACAACCUUUUCUUUGUUGCCAACAGCACUGCCGAUUGGUGCGAUGAGAAUACCCGAAUAGUGUGUGAGCUUUUUGCAGCCGAAGUACUGAUAGGAAAUCGUGAUAGCACACAUUUAAAUAAGGCUGGGUAUAAGAAUGUAAUGGAAAAAUUCAAACAGAGGACUGGGAUUGAGUACAAUAGAAAACAAUUCAAAAAUAAAUGGGAUAGGUUGAAAAAUGAUUAUGUUAUUUGGAAGAAAUUGAUAAAUAAGGAGACGGGCAUUGGAUGGGAUGCAACUCAUACAAAUAUUGUUAUGCCAGAGGCAUGGUGGAAGAAGACAGCAAAGGUGAGUGCAACAUUACCAGUACAUUUUUUGCCUCUUUUCAGGCACUAAUAGCUUAUGAUGGUUAUGUGAUAAACCAUUCUUUUAUUUCAUUGCAGGCUAUAAAGGGAGCUAACAGAUUUAAGAAUAAGGGCCUUCAAAAUGAGGACCAGCUGGGGAUUAUGUUUGAAGAUCUUCGCAACACUGGUGAUGAUCAUUGGUGUGCCUCUAGUGGUGUACGGCCAUCUGAGGCAAACUUGACUCGUGAGGAUGCACCAUUGCCUGUUGACGAUGAUGAGGAUGAUGAUGCAGCCGACGAUGAUGAUGACAGUGAGGCAGAAGAAGUGACACCUACAAGUGUGAGAGGAAAGAGAGCUAGAGUGACUGAGAGCACCAGGGGAAGGAAACCAAAGACUGCUACUGGUCAAUGGUUUCAAGAACAGAUGGGGAAAAUUGUGGAGAUGAAUGAGAGAACGACCGCAUCAUGUGAGUCUAUUGCAAGGAGGGAGGAUACAUCUGGUUGUUCCAUCCAAGAUGUAAUGGCAUUGGUUAAGAAUUGUGGUGCUACAACUGGGACAAAUGAACACUUCAUUGCAUCCAUAGUUUUUACCAAGAGAGCGGAAAGGGAGAUGUUUAUGACUUUAGACACUGCCGAGGAGAGAUUCCAGUGGCUGACAAAAAAGUAUGAGUGGAUGAAUAGAAAUGUUGUGGAUAAGUAGAACAGUUCGUAUUUGUAUGAACCCUUGUAUCCUUUUUAAUUUGCAUGAACCCUUGUAGUACAUUUGUUCCUGUAUAACUUCCAAUAAUUUGUGCUAGUUUGUUUGAAUUCCAAUAAUUUGUGCUAGUUUGUUGUCUUGUUACUACUAUUAUUCAUGGUAUUGGUUGUUGCUUAUUCAUGUGUCCUGUUUAAAUGACAGUGGUUCUUCUGAUGCUGAUGAGUGGGCUUCAAAGACUAUUGAGUUGAUUCGGUCGGUGCAGAACAAUCUUUUUGCAAGCGCUGUUGUGGCAGGGAAAUAUUUUAUGACAUAUCAUGACAAGCAUGAAACUGCUAUGCCAGGUCAAAGUGGGUAUGGAUGGACUCUGGAAAAACUUAACACUCCAGGUCAAAGUCAUAAGAUGUUUAGGAUGACUGCAUCUCUCUUUUACAAGCUGCAUGAUCUGUUAGUGAGUACUUAUGGGCUCAAGUCAUCCCUUCAUAUGAACUCUAUUGAAUCACUUGCCAUCUUUCUAGUUGUGUGUGGUCAUGGUUGGUCUAAUAGUGGUCUACAUGGUGUAUUCAAGCGUUCUGGGGAGACAAUUAGCAGAAAAUUUGAUGAGGUCCUCAUGUGUGUGGUGGCUAUGUGUCAGGAUUACAUACGACCAAUUGAUCCUAAUUUCUGUACAACACACACUAGAAUUACUGGAGAUCGGAGGAUGAUGCCAUAUUUUAAGGAUUGCAUUGGAGCACUAGAUGGUACUCAUAUUUCAGCAACACCAUCUCAGCAUGAUUUUAUUAGAUACAUUGGACGAACCGGGAAAGCAACCCAGAAUGUUCUUGCUAUUGUUGACUUUGAUAUGCGAUUUACAUAUGCUUCUAUAGGGCAACCUGGCUCUAUGCAUGACACUAGUGUGCUCUUUCAUGCAUUGGAAAAUGAUCAUGACACAUUCCCACACCCUCCUGUAGGUAUGUUAACCUAUUUGUAUGUAGAAUGCUAACGUUAGUACAUCUUCUAAUUACUUCCUUAUUUGUCUUUCCACAUUUGUGUCUAGGGAAAUAUUACGUUGUCGAUGCCGGAUACCCAAAUCGGCCUGGAUACUUGGCGCCAUACAAGGGUGAAAGAUACCAUGUACCUGAUUGGCGGAGAGGUCCGGCUCCUAGUGGUGAGCAAGAGCUUUUUAACCAUUUGCACUCCAGUAUUCGUAAUGUGGUAGAGCGUACUUUUGGUGUUUGGAAAAUGAAAUGGAGAAUCCUUCUCAAGAUGCCGAGUUACCCUUUGGAAAAGCAAAUGAUGAUGGUUGCAGCUACCAUGUGUCUUCAUAACUAUAUUCGUGAGAAUCAUGCCCUAGAUAAACAUUUUCGAAAGU